Messenger RNA from Pipra filicauda (Wire-tailed manakin), 7135 nucleotides. RefSeq names its product agrin (gene AGRN). The record is from RefSeq and is a predicted model, not a curated record. NCBI's taxonomy places the organism in Eukaryota, Metazoa, Chordata, Aves, Passeriformes, Pipridae. Gene Ontology annotation, molecular function: calcium ion binding; laminin binding. Gene Ontology annotation, biological process: G protein-coupled acetylcholine receptor signaling pathway; receptor clustering. The transcript is spliced from 38 exons. The coding region runs from base 1175 to 7108 and encodes 1977 amino acids.
CGCGUGGGGCGGGCGGAGACCGCCGGGAUUAGGGGAUCCAUCCCCUCAUCCACGCGUUCACCCACCCACCCGUUCACCCGCCCGCCCAGGCAGCUCCCAUCGCUCCCCGCAGCGCCGCUCCAUGCCGGGCUCCACGCGGAGCCGGGAUCUCUCCGGGAAGGGCUGGCAUGUCCCAGCGGCGUGAGGCGGGGAGCCGGCUCCCUCCGGGGAGGGUGCCCGUGCCGAGGGGGCCGAGGAGGGCUGUGCUGGCCCCUCGCUGCUCGCCGGAGGGUUGGGAACGUGCCGGGGAGCUGGCGGAGGAGGGACGGCGAGGGAGCGCCGAGCGCCGGCUGGCCGGGAGGAGCGCGGAGCGGAGCGGGGAUGGAUGUGCCGCGGCCGUGAGAGGAGCCUUGCCGUGGGAAAGGGAGUGUCUGCCUUCGGCCGGAGCGUGGGACAACUGAGCCGGCACCUUCUGGGCUUCUGCUCCCGGGAUCUUGGGCUGCUGCCCCCGGAAUUUUUGGCUCCGAGGACCUGCGGAGGGUCGGAGGCUGCUGGACGCGGGAUCACCUGUCCCGGAGGAGAGCGCGGACAGCGGGGGAAGCUCCGUGUUUCUGGAGCGAGGAUCUGAGAGCUGAGAGGCGGCUGCCGGGGUGGUCAGACCCCCUGCCAUCCCUGCCGAGAGGAUAUGGAUUUUCCAGAUGCCGCGAGCUUGAGGAGAGGGGUCCCGUGCUGACCCCCCGUCCCUGUCCCAGCCCCGCUCCCGGGAGCCAGCGCCUCUUGGUGCCGUUCCCACACCAGCAGCGGCUCGUCCCCGUCCCGGUGGGCUUGGCCGUGGAACUUGAGCUCUCUCAGCGCUGGGGUUGUUGUUUGCUUUCUGCAGGCAGGUGUGGAUUGACACCUUCCGGGCUGGCAGAGGGAUUGCUGAGCACGGGAGCGCUGCACGUCCCCCUCUGGAGCGGGCUCGGACCUCACCCCAGGCUGUGCCUCUGGGAUAUGGCAGCCGUGGGGACAAACUCCUGCCCCUGAAGGUGCCCCCCAGCCCGCCCUGCCCUCCUGCGAGCCGAGAUGGGAACCUCUGGGAAAACUUAGGUUUUCCUGAAGACGCCCGGGGAGGGGAGGGAAGAGGGAUCCAUGUGAGCCUCGUGGCUGCCGUGCCGUGGAUGGAUGGACGGUGGGCUGAGCGUGGUGGCCCAGCAUGACAGCCUGCCAGUACCCCAUGGCGCCGGGGGCCCUGGAGCGGGACCGGCUGUACCAGCACAAGGUCUCCUUGGUGGUGCGGUACUUCAUGAUCCCCUGCAACAUCUGCCUCAUCCUCCUGGCCACCUCCACGCUGGGAUUUGCCGUGCUGCUCUUCCUCAAUAACUACAAGCCCAACAGUUACUUCACUCAGACGCCGCCGACGCCGCGGGAUGUGUGCCGGGGGAUGCUGUGUGGGUUUGGGGCCGUGUGUGAGAGGAGCUCCAGCGACCCCUCCCAGGCCUCCUGUGUCUGCAAGAAAACAGCCUGUCCUGUCGUGGUGGCCCCUGUCUGUGGCUCCGAUUACUCCACCUACAGCAACGAGUGUGAGCUGGAGAAGGCUCAGUGCAACCAGCAGAGGAGGAUCAAGGUCAUCAGCAAGGGACCGUGUGGCUCCAAGGACCCCUGUGCAGAGGUGACCUGCAGUUUUGGCAGCACCUGUGUCCGCUCCACCGAUGGCCAGUCGGCCAAGUGUGUGUGUCCGUCCUCCUGCAGCGGCGUUCCCGAGAAUCCCGUGUGCGGCAGCGACGGCCGCGACUACCGCAGCGAGUGCGACCUCAACAAGCACGCCUGUGACAAGCAGGAGAACGUCUUCAAGAAGUUUGAUGGCCUCUGUGACCCCUGCAAAGGCGUCCUAAACGACAUGAACCGCGUGUGCCGGGUGAACCCCCGCACCCGGCGGGCGGAGCUGCUGCCGCGCCCCGAGGGCUGCCCGCCCCGGAGGGAGCCCGUGUGCGGGGACGACGGCGUCACCUACGACAACGAGUGCGUGAUGGGGCGCUCGGGGGCCAUCCGGGGCCUGGAGAUCCAGAAGGUGCGUUCAGGGCAGUGCCAGCAGCAGGACAAGUGCAGGGACGAGUGCAAGUUCAACGGGGUGUGCCUGAACCGCCGCGGCUCCGCGCGCUGCUCCUGCGACCGCAUCGCCUGCGACGGCGCCUUCCGGCCCGUCUGCGCCCGCGACAGCCGCACCUACGGCAACGACUGCGAGCGCCAGAAAGCAGAGUGCCACCAGAAGGCUGCCAUCCCCGUCAAGCACAGCGGACCCUGUGACCUGGGCACACCCAGCCCCUGCCUGAGCGUGGAGUGCACCUUUGGGGCCACGUGCGUGGUGAAGAACCAGGAGCCCGUGUGUGAGUGCCAGCAGGUGUGCCAGGGCCGCUACGACCCCGUGUGUGGCACCGACAACCGCACCUACGGCAACCCCUGCGAGCUGGACUCCAUGGCCUGCGUCCUCAAGAGGGACAUCAGGGUGAAGCACAAGGGGCCCUGUGAGCGCUGCGGGAAGUGCCAGUUCGGGGCCAUCUGCGAGGCGGAGACGGGGCGCUGCGUGUGCCCCACCGAGUGCGUGCCCUCUGCCCAGCCCGUGUGCGGCUCCGACGGCCGCACCUACGGCAGCGAGUGCGAGCUGCACGUCCGAGCCUGCACCCAGCAGACCAACAUCCUGGUGGCCGCCCAGGGAGACUGCAAGUCGUGUGGCAGCACGGUGUGCUCCUUUGGCAGCCGCUGUGUGGGUGGGCAGUGCGUGUGCCCGCGCUGCGAGCGCCAGCCCCCGGCCCCGGUGUGCGGCACCGACGGGCUCACCUACGACAACCAGUGCGAGCUGCACGUGGCCUCCUGCCAGCAGAAGAAGAGCAUCGAGGUGGCCAGGACGGGGCCCUGUGAGGAUGAGUGUGGCUCGGGGGGCUCUGGCUCCGGGGAUGGCAGCGAGUGUGAGCAGGACCGGUGCCGGCAGUUCGGGGGCUGGUGGGACGAGGACGCCGAGGACGAUCGCUGCGUGUGCGACUUCACCUGCCUGGCCGUGCCCCGCAGCCCGGUGUGUGGCUCCGAUGGUGUCACCUACGCCAACGAGUGUGAGCUGAAGAAGACACGGUGUGAGAAGCGCCAGGAUCUCUAUGUCACUGGCCAAGGAGCCUGUCGUGCCCUUGCCACAACCCCACCACCCCUCCUGGUUGUGCACUGCAGCCAGACCAUCUACGGCUGCUGCCCAGACAACGUGACCCUGGCACUCGGAGUGGGAGCAGCAGGAUGUCCAAGCACGUGCCAGUGCAACCCCUACGGCUCCUACGGGGGUUCCUGUGACCCUGGCACGGGGCAGUGCUCCUGCAAGCCCGGCGUGGGGGGGCUCAAGUGCGACCGCUGCGAGCCGGGCUUCUGGAACUUCCGCGGCAUCGUCACCGACAGCAAGAGCGGCUGCACCCCCUGUAACUGCGACCCCGUGGGGUCAGUGCGGGAUGACUGCGAGCAGAUGACGGGGCUGUGCUCCUGCAAGACUGGCAUCACUGGCAUGAAGUGCAACCAGUGCCCCAACGGCAGCAAACUGGGCAUGACUGGCUGCGAGAAAGACCCCUCGGCCCCAAAAUCCUGCGAGGAGAUGAGCUGCGAGUUUGGGGCCUCGUGCGUGGAGGUCAACGGCUUUGCCCACUGCGAGUGCCCGUCCCCGCUGUGCUCAGAGGCCAACAUGACCAAGGUGUGUGGCUCUGACGGUGUCACCUAUGGGGACCAGUGCCAGCUGAGGACCAUCGCCUGCAGGCAGGGCCAGGUCAUCACGGUGAAGCACGUGGGGCAGUGCCACGAGUCCAUCACCCACACGAGCCACCCGUCGCCUCCCACGCCGCUGCCCACGCUGCCCUUGGACCGGCUCAUCCUCCCCCCGCCCCUGCCCCUCACCACCCAGGCUCCAGAGCCCACCGAGGUGGCCACCAGCUCCCCGCCGCUGGAAGCCAAGCCCACGGAACGGGGUCACCCCACGACGAGACGCGUCACGACGGCCAGGCCGGCCACGACGCCCUGGGCCACCCACGGCGGGCACAAGACCACGGUGCGGCCUCUCUCCACCGCCCCGGUGGUCCUGGCCACCCCCCAGCCUGCCUACGGGGAGUCGGGCAGUGCUGAGGGCAGUGGGGACCAGGAGAUGGGCGCCAGCGGGGACCAGGAGUCCAGCGGGGCGGGCUCUGCCGGGGAAGAGGAGGUGGAGGAAGGGCAGGUGACGCCCACCCCGGCCGUGGAGAGGGCCACGUGUUACAACGCCCCGCUGGGAUGCUGCUCCGACGGCAAGACCGCGGCUGCCGACGCCGAGGGCAGCAACUGCCCAGCUACCAAAGUCUUCCAAGGAGUCCUCAUCCUGGAGGAGGUGGAAGGCCAGGAGCUGUUCUACACCCCGGAGAUGGCUGACCCCAAGUCGGAGCUCUUUGGGGAGACGGCCCGGAGCAUCGAGAGCGCGCUGGACGAGCUUUUCCGCAGUUCUGACGUCAAGAAGGAUUUCAAGAGCAUCCGUGUGCGGGACCUGGGGCAGAGCAGCGCCGUCCGUGUCUUCGUGGAGUCCCACUUUGACCCAGCCACGUCCUACACGGCAGCUGAUAUCCAAGCGGCCCUGCUGAAGCAGAUCAAAGCUUCCAAGAAGAAGACCAUCCUGGUGAAGAAGCCCCAGCAGGAGCAUGUCAAAUUCAUGGAUUUUGACUGGAUCCCCAGGCUCUUCACCACCACCAUCACCACCACCACGGCCACCACCAUGGCCCCGGCCACCACCCGCAGGGCCACCACGGCCGCCGCCGUCACCACGGCCCGCGGGCAGCGCCCCGACGGCGCCGCCGGGAGCACCCGGAGGCCCAGCCCUCCCACCCUCCUGCCGGCCGCCAGCACCCGCAGGAAGCCCACCCGGCAGCCCCCCGUCACCAGGAGACCCCCCCGGCCCUGCGACUCCCACCCCUGCCUGCACGGGGGCACCUGCGAGGACGACGGCGAGGAGUUCACCUGCAGCUGCCCCGCGGGCAAGGGAGGGGCCGUCUGCGAGAAAACUAUCAGGUACUUCAUCCCCAGCUUCGGGGGCAAGUCCUACCUGGCGUUCAAGAUGAUGAAGGCGUAUCACACGGUGCGCAUCGCCAUGGAGUUCCGCACCCUGGAGCUCGGGGGGCUGCUGCUCUACAACGGCCAGAACCGCGGCAAGGACUUCAUCUCCCUGGCCCUGGUGGGCGGCUUCGUGGAGCUCAGGUUCAACACGGGCUCUGGCACGGGCGUCAUCACCAGCAAGGUCCGUGUGGAGCCUGGCAAGUGGCACCAGCUGGUGGUGAACAGGAACCGGCGCAGUGGGAUGCUCUCCGUGGAUGGGGAGCCCCACGUGAGCGGGGAGAGCCCCCCGGGCACCGACGGGCUCAACCUGGACACCGACCUGUUCAUCGGGGGAGCGCCCGACGACCAGAUGGCCGUGGUGGCAGAUCACACCACGGCCACCACGGGGCUCAAGGGCUGCAUCCGCCUCCUGGACGUGAACAACCAGAUGUACGACCUGCGGGAGAAGGGCAGCGACGUCCUCUACGGCAGCGGGGUGGGCGAGUGUGGCAACGACCCCUGCCACCCCAACCCCUGCCACCACGGGGGCAUCUGCCACGUCAAGGAGGCAGAGAUGUUCCACUGCGAGUGCCGCCACACCUACACCGGGCCCACGUGCGCCGACGAGAGGAACCCCUGCGAGCCCUCGCCCUGCCACGUCUCUGCCACCUGCCUGGUGCUGCCCGAGGGGGGUGCCCUGUGUGCCUGCCCCAUGGGCCGGGAAGGAGACUUCUGCGAGCGAGUGACAGAGCAGGACCACACCAUGCCCUUCCUCCCGGAGUUCAAUGGCUUCUCCUACCUGGAGCUGAACGGGCUGCAGACCUUCGUUCCUGACCUGCAGGAGAAAAUGUCCAUGGAAGUUGUGUUCCUGGCCAAGAACCCCAGUGGAAUGAUCUUCUACAACGGCCAGAAGACAGAUGGCAAGGGGGACUUCGUGUCCCUGGCCCUGCACGACGGGUACCUGGAGUACAGAUACGACCUGGGCAAGGGGGCAGCCGUGCUCAGGAGCAAAGAGCCGGUUCCCCUCAACACCUGGACGAGUGUCCUGCUGGAGAGGAACGGGCGCAAGGGGGUCAUGAGGAUCAACAACGGCGAGAGGGUGAUGGGGGAGUCACCGAAAUCCCGUAAGGUGCCUCACACCUACCUGAACCUGAAGGAGCCGUUUUACGUUGGAGGAGCCCCUGAUUUCAGCAAGCUGGCUCGAGCAGCUGCCAUCUCCACCAGCUUCGAGGGGGCUGUGCAGAGGAUCUCCAUCAAGGGGGAUCCCCUGCUGACGGAGCAGAACAUCCGCAGCGCCAUCGAGAUCUCGCCCUUCCGGGGCCACCCCUGCACCCAGAAACCCAACCCCUGCCAGAACGGGGGCACCUGCAGCCCCAGGCUGGAGAGCUACGAGUGUGCCUGCCAGAGGGGCUUCCACGGGGCCCACUGUGAGAAAGUGAUCAUCGAGAAGGCUGCUGGGGAUGCAGAGGCCAUUGCCUUUGAUGGCAGGACAUACAUGGAGUACCACAAUGCUGUCACCAAGAGCCACCUGGGCAAUGAGAUCCCUGCUCCCGAGGCGCUGGACUAUCCCGUGGAGCCCAGUGAGAAGGCCCUGCAGUCCAACCACUUCGAGCUGAGCAUCAAAACAGAGGCCACGCAGGGGCUGAUCCUGUGGAGCGGGAAGGGGCUGGAGCGCUCGGACUACAUCGCCCUGGCCAUCGUGGAUGGGUUCGUGCAGAUGACCUACGACCUGGGCUCCAAGCCAGUCGUCCUCAGAUCCACAGUCCCAGUCAACACCAACCAGUGGAUCCACAUCAAAGCCUCCAGGGUACAGAGGGAAGGCUCCCUCCAGGUUGGGAACGAAGCUCCCAUCGCUGGUUCUUCUCCACUUGGUGCAACCCAGCUGGACACAGACGGGGCCCUGUGGCUGGGGGGGCUGGAGAAGCUGAGUGUGGCUCACAAGCUGCCCAAGGCCUACAGCACUGGCUUCGUUGGCUGCAUACGGGAUGUCCUUGUGGACCGCCAAGAACUGCACCUGGUGGAGGACGCUUUAAACAACCCCAGGAUAUUACACUGCUCGGCCAAAUAGACCCCCAGAGACCCUCCCUCCUCCUUC